GGCGCGGACGAACGCGCUACUUUCCCGCGCGGUGUAAACAAUAUUUUUUUAAUCGUUUUUUUUUUCGGAAUGAAUUUGCAGAGCAAAGCCAAUAAGUUUGUGUGCCCCAACGACAGGCAGUUGUCAUUGCGCGCCAAACUUCGUACGGGAUGGAGCGCGGCGCGAAGCGAGCCUCCACUAACAGCGACAGAACGCGAAGCAAUAGCGGCAGUCGUUCGACGAGCAGAGAAAGUGGACGAAGUCGAGGCGCGACGAGUUGGACGACUGGUCGCACGACUAGAAGGAAUGCGACGAUCAGCGCAAGGCCCAGCGCCUCGAACAUGCCUAGUUUGUGGGGAAACAGCCCGCCUCCUUUCUCCUCUACGGACCUGUUCGAUAUGCCAGCAUUCAGCGUGCCCCAAGUGCGUCAUUGACACUAAUGUCCACAGAUCCCCAAUCCGAUCAAGAGAGCAGUACAUAUGCAACCUCUGCGCAGAAACUCGAGAGAUGUGGAAAAAGUCCGGAGCAUGGUUCUUCAAGUCUCUCCCAAAGUACAUACUCCCUGAAAGGCGGCAGACGGGACAGUAUGCUGAUAGUAAACUCGCAAGGUCGCUUCAACAGGUAAGGAUGAAGGACGGAGGCAACAGUAGCAACGAAGGCAAGACGGACUCCGAACCAGGCUCGCCUUUGAGCGUCCAUGCCCCUGCCUUCUCGCGGCAGCCAAGCAACAGUGAGAGUCGAAAAACGAAUGAAUCGCCUCACGACCCGCAUCAUGACUGGAACGAAACUGACAUCCUGAGUCACGGGGUGAGCGGCCUAAGCCUACAUCGGACGGAUAGCGUGAACCAACGGCCUCUAGCAUCUCUUAAGAGGACAGGGAGCAAAGGAAGUGCCUACAGUCUCCGCAGCGUGCGAAAAGAGAUACCCAAGCCGGAACGACCAACAUCGAUACCGGACGCAGGAUUCGGUACUUUGGAGAUCAAGUUAGCCUAUGAGAAUGCCACGUCGUCCUUAGCGGUUACAGUGCUGAGGGCUAGGGGUCUCAUAGGCAUGGAUAUGACAGGGCUAUCGGACCCUUUCUGCCGACUUGAAGUGUUGCCAAUAGAAGGCACGUAUUCCAAUCGACUCCGAACGAAGACAGUGCAUAAAACGAAAAACCCUGAAUUCAACGAGACCCUCCAUUUCUUCGGCAUCACGGAAUCUGACCUCGCUACCAAGACCUUGGAGAUAUUUCUGUUCGACGACGAUAGAUAUGGUUGUGACGAGAUGGGCUCAGCAACGGUAUCCCUCCGAGAGUGCGCGAAGGCACCCACACAACUACGCUUAGCUCUCUCAGGAUCGACUAGCGGUGAACCUACAGGGCCCAGACUCCUACUGGCUCUCUGUUAUAGCACGAAGAAGAGAGCAUUAGUCGUGACCGUAUGCAGGGCUGCUGAUCUGCCGGCUCAGGACAGUAAUGGAUAUUCGGAUCCUUUUGUGAAGUUACACCUGGACCCUGAUCCAUAUCACAAGAAACACAAAACCUCCAUCAAAUGGCGGAACUUAAAUCCAGUUUGGAACGAAGAGAUCCUCUUUGAAACUCGACCCACCGAGUUAUCCCGACAAAAUCUGACCUUAACAGUUUGGGACAAGGAUUAUGGGAAGCCCAAUGACUUCCUUGGAAGUCUGGUGUUAGGUGCUAGUAGUAAGGGAAGAAGACUGAAGCAUUGGAUGGACUGCAUUAAAUUCCCUGACCAUAGACAUGAACAGUGGCAUUCGUUGACGGAUACGCAACACCUAUAGGCCGUUUGAGAUUGCAGCUGCUACAUGGAAUUUUGACUUAAUUGGGCGAAUCAACUUUUUGACCGACUCAAAUCUGUCCGUAGAUUUUAAACUUCGUUGUAGAAAUUCACUCUCUAAAACUAUUUUAUACAUUUCCCUUGUUAAACCCAAUAAACUGAAACUUUAUUCUUUAUAAGUUCGAUUUCUGGUAACUCUUUUUUUAGAGUAGGUAACGUGAAGUCCGUGAAGGACACCCAAAAGUGUCAGAUAAAAAGUUGCUUCGUCCACAGAGACUUAUAUUUACAACACUAAAUGACAGUGAACAGUGAUCGAAACUUCGUAAAAUAGAAAUGUACAGUCAGGUAUGUCUAAUCUAUACUAUUAGCUUAGCAAGCCAGCAUGUACACACAUUCAGGCCAAGCAAACAGCAUUAAUAGCAUUGCUGACUGUACAAUACAUUAUAAUUAAGUACAAUGCAUAAUUCAACUUGCUUCGUGUGACAUUAUUGGCUUCGAAACUCUAAAAAAACAUUAAGUAGAGUCAAAAUAGAACGCUUUAUGAGAUAGAUAUAUUAUUUACCUAAAAAAAUUCAAAAAAAAACAAAAAAUAGUUCUUUUAUAAGAAUUUAUUUUUAGUUUCUUACAAUUAGAUAAACAUAAUAUAUUAUAUGAUUGCAUGUAAUUACUUAUUUUUAUAUUACGGCAAGCUGUUAUAUUUUUAAGCUUCUAGUACAUAGGUAGAUAUCAUUAGACAUAAUAAUAUAAUUAUGUAAUUUUAAUUAGGCCAAUAUAAUACCUAAGCCCAUAACAUCAAUGUUUGUAGGCGAAUGUUUGAACGCUGUAUCAUUGACAUCAUUGUUGAAAUAAAAGGUUCUUACAUAUUUUUGUAUUUCAAUGUGCCAAAGAAACAUUUUAGAUGAGAAGAUGUAAGCAUAGUUAUAAAAAUUAUAAAAUGUUUGUUAUUGUAUAAAUGAGGAACUGCCUUUAUAUUAUAUACUUAAAUUAUAGUCAUGAAUCAUGAAAUAAAGAUUUCAACUGCAUGUGU
Leguminivora glycinivorella is the source of this 2784-nucleotide messenger RNA. It is a transcript of the gene Rph, whose product is annotated as synaptotagmin-4. Gene Ontology annotation, cellular component: membrane. Gene Ontology annotation, biological process: intracellular protein transport. The record is from RefSeq and is a predicted model, not a curated record. NCBI's taxonomy places the organism in Eukaryota, Metazoa, Arthropoda, Insecta, Lepidoptera, Tortricidae. The transcript has 10 exons. The coding region runs from base 70 to 1761 and encodes 563 amino acids. Gene Ontology annotation, molecular function: small GTPase binding.